Molecule: messenger RNA, 1302 nt
Organism: Penicillium lagena
Lineage: Eukaryota; Fungi; Ascomycota; Eurotiomycetes; Eurotiales; Aspergillaceae
Product: epoxide hydrolase
Exons: 4
Coding region: 1-1302 (433 amino acids)
Biological process (GO): epoxide metabolic process
Molecular function (GO): epoxide hydrolase activity
Source: RefSeq, a predicted model, not a curated record
AUGACUCCAACACCCUUCAAAAUCUCCAUCCCAGACUCCCAACUCCAAGCCCUCCACCAAAAACUCUCACACGUCCACUUCCCCAACGAACUCGACAAUGCCUCCUGGGAUAUGGGCGUACCGCUGUCCGAGAUCCAGCGCCUGGUGACAGUGUGGCGUGAGCAAUUCGACUGGCGGGCCCAGGAGCAGAAACUCAAUGCGCAGCUGAAUCAGUUUCGAGUGCCUGUUCCUGUCGCCGGAUUCGGGGAGCUGGAUGUUCAUGUUGUGCAUCAUCGGAGUGGGAAUCCGUAUGCGGUCCCGUUGCUGUUUAUUCAUGGGUGGCCCGGUAGUUUCCUCGAAGCUACGAAGCUGCUCCCGCUGCUCACGAAAGACGACGGCAGUGGGCCAGUUUUUGAUGUCGUGGUGCCUUCGCUGCCUAAUUUCGGAUUCUCGCAAGGUGUUCAGCAGAGAGGAUUCGGGCUGGCCCAAUACGCCGAAGCCAUGCACGGGGUGAUGACAGCUCUAGGCUACGAAGAAUACACAAUCCAAGGCGGCGACUGGGGCAGCAUGAUUGCGCGAGCCAUGGCGCAGCUCUACGCACCACACAUCCAAGCCAUCCACCUCAACUUCGUGCCAGUGGCACCGCCCUACCCCUGGCGAAGCCCACUGCUCUUCAUGCAGUUCCUGCUCUCAGUCCCAUUCUCCGCAAAGGACCGCGGGUUCCUCGCGCGGACAAUGCGAUACGCAACCAAGGGCAAUGGAUACAUGCGCCAGCAAGAAACCCGGCCGCAGACGCUGGGGUACGGGCUGCACGAUAGUCCCGUGGCGCUGCUGGCGUGGAUAUAUGAUAAGAUGCAUUCCUGGUCGGAUGCGUAUCCCUGGACGGACGAGGAGAUCUUGACUUGGGUGAGCGUGUAUUAUUUCUCGACGGCGGGACCGACGGCCUCGACGAGGAUUUAUUAUGAGGCUUCGGCGCCGAGACUUGAGGCAGGUGUUGAGUCUGGCUCUGACGGCAAGCAGAAGCAAGAUGAGCCCUCUGUCAGGAACUACAUCUCGUUGGCAGAUAUCAUGACCGCUUGUGCGCCCCGGCAGGUCCGGUUCGCAGUCACCCGGUUCAAGGAGGAGCUGAUCCUCCUGCCGUGGACGUGGUCCCGGCAGAUUGGGAAUGUAGUCCGGGAGACGGAGUAUGGGCGCGGCGGACAUUUUGCUGCGUGGGAAGUACCGCAGUUGCUGGCGGCGGAUCUGAAGGCGUUUCUGGGCAGGGAAGGGCAGGCCUACGGGGCUGUGACGGGGCGGGAUGGUUACGCGGGUGAGGAGUCUUGA